AUGCUAUGGCAUUUGGUAUUUAUUUUGAUUGCAAUACUUUUAUUGACAUUCUCUCCUAAAAUCGAAUCUUUAUUCAAAUCUUUUACCAUCAAUAAACCAACUAAAACAACAUGUUAUCAAUAUACCACUCGUGAACAACUUAAAUCAAUACUUGAAUCAGAUACCCAUGAGACAAAUUUUUGUAUUGAAAAACCUUCCAUAUCACCCCCAAAAACAAAUUCUACAUUGUUAAUGUUAUGUCGAAAUUCUGAUGUCUUCUCCGUAUUAGAAACCAUUCAAAACAUUCAGGAUCGAUUCAAUGAUAAAUACAAUUAUGAUUACACGUUUUUAAAUGACGUUCCCUUCAAUUAUGAGUUUAUUUAUUUAGUAUCAUCAAUUAUCCCUCAUGGGAAAAUCAAUUUUGGUCUUAUACCAAUUGAACAUUGGUCAUAUCCAUCACAUAUAAAUAUAUCAUUAGCUACUGAAAUCAGACAAAAUUAUGCUAAUGUCCCUUAUGGAGAUUCAGAAAGUUAUCGACACAUGUGUCGAUUUUAUUCUGGGUUUUUUUAUAAACAUGAAUUGGUCAAACAAUAUCAAUAUUAUUGGAGAAUAGAACCUGGCAUUAAAAUAUAUUGUGAUAUUGAUUAUGAUGUGUUUGAAUAUAUGAUAAUUAAUGAUAAAAAAUAUGGAUUUGUGAUUUCAUUAUUUGAAUACUCGGAAACUAUUCCUACGUUAUGGAAUCAUGUUGUUCAAUAUAUAAAUGAUAAUGAAAUCAAAUCAGAAUUGUUACCACUUUUGACUAAUAAAUAUAAUUGGUAUAAUUUAUGCCAUUUUUGGUCGAAUUUUGAAAUUGCAAAUCUUGAUAUAUUUAAUAAUGAUGAUUAUGAAAAUUUUUUCCAAUAUUUGGACAAUUUAGGAGGGUUUUAUUAUGAACGAUGGGGUGAUGCUCCAAUACAUUCCAUUGCUAUAGCAUUGUUCUUACAAAAAAAGGAUAUUCAUUGGUUUGAAAAUAUAGGCUACUAUCAUGUUCCAUAUCUACAAUGUCCUCAAGAUAUUGACUUGUACGUCAAGAAUAAGUGUACUUGUAACCCCGAUGAAGAUUUUACAUGGAGUGACCUUAGUUGUACUAACCAUUUCUUGAACAUUCUACAUAAUUGA
Candida albicans SC5314 is the source of this 1137-nucleotide messenger RNA. It is a transcript of the gene MNT3, whose product is annotated as Mnt3p. The transcript has a single exon. Gene Ontology annotation, biological process: protein N-linked glycosylation; protein O-linked glycosylation; cell wall mannoprotein biosynthetic process. Gene Ontology annotation, cellular component: Golgi apparatus; membrane. The record is from RefSeq and is a predicted model, not a curated record. The coding region runs from base 1 to 1137 and encodes 378 amino acids. Gene Ontology annotation, molecular function: alpha-1,2-mannosyltransferase activity. Lineage: Eukaryota; Fungi; Ascomycota; Pichiomycetes; Serinales; Debaryomycetaceae.